Rangifer tarandus platyrhynchus (Svalbard reindeer) is the source of this 510-nucleotide messenger RNA. The record is from the annotation of a GenBank genome assembly. Lineage: Eukaryota; Metazoa; Chordata; Mammalia; Artiodactyla; Cervidae.
AUGUGUGCCCUACACCUGUCAGGGAUUGCCUGGCAGACCACCGGUGCCCAUGGCCAGGCCGCCAAGCAGUACCGCCUGAGAAAACGAAGCCUGGGGAUACAGAGGGCCUGCGCGAGGAGGCCUGGGGACAGAGGUCAGCUGCAACCCCACGUGCUGUGUCCAGGAGACCAGGUCUCUCAUCAGCAGGCCCCAGGGCUGGAGGAGCCUACACAUCCGUUCCUGAGUGCAGUGGGCAGACAAGGCCAGGAGAAAGGUUUCUGGUCACUGCCUCUGCUGGCUGUCCAGGCCUUUGGACUUGGGAUGGAGGCUGACUUCCCUUCUCCUCCUGCCUUUCCCCAGCCCGCUGUGGGUUCUGAGCUGCCAAGCAAACUUGUUGCCACCAUCACCGUCGUCAUCACCAUCACCGUCGUCGUCAUCAUCAACAUUAUCAGCAGCAGCAGCAGCAGCAUCACCAUCGUCAUCAGCAUCAUUGACAUCGCGGGUAUCACUCACUCAUCUAGUGAGAAAUGA